UGCCCCAUUUUAUCUGCGGCCCCUAUCUCGCGGCACCGCAGCCAUUUUUCUCCUUCCUCCUCUUCCCCGUCGAGGAACUCUCGCGGAUAGCCAGCAAGCGAGGCAGAGUGGCGAAGAAAGGGGGAGGAGGAUAUGACCUCCCUCCCCAAACCCUAACUAGAGAAUGUCUCUUCCCAACCCCAAUCCCCUCCUCCCCGGCCCUCCCAAGCUCACCCUCCCCCCCCGCUCUCUUCCUUCCCAGCUCUCCCUCCUCCGCUGCCGCGCCACCGCUGAGGCUUCCGACGCUGCCCCUUCGCCGGACUGGUUCCGACCACGGCGGCCACAGGAGCCCGAUGGGAGGGCCUCCCCCCGGGACCCCGGCAUCAGGGUCAAUGCCAAGGAGGAGAGCAAGAACGGCAACGGCAAGAAGAAGAAGUGGUGGUGGUGGUCCCGCGACCGGGAGAGCUAUUUGGUCGACGAUUCCGAUGCCCUUCCCCUCCCCAUGACCUAUCCCAACUCCUCCCCGGCCCCGCCUGAGGAGAUCGAUCGCCGCCUCCAGUGCGAUCCCAAUGUUGAGGAUUGCAAGGAAGUUGUGUAUGAGUGGACGGGCAAGUGUAGGAGUUGCCAGGGUACGGGGUUCGUUAGCUAUUAUAACAAAAGAGGGCGCGAGAUAAUCUGCAAGUGUGUUCCUUGUCUUGGAAUUGGAUAUGUUCAGAAAAUGACAGCCCGCAAGGACAUUGAUGUGAUGGAGGAUCUAGACAAUGGAAAACCCCCUUGAUAUGUUCAGAUGCUUUCACAUGCAGUUUUAAUCUGUUCCCUUGGAUGAGUAAAUUUUGAUCCAUGAUCUUUAUGGUUCUUCAUAAAUGAAUGGAAAAGUAUUUUUUUUUUUUAAUUUUGCUUUAGUCCUAUUGAUUCAGGCAGUUGAAAUUAUUCUGCUGCUGUUUUAGUUUUAAAUGCAAGCAUAUAUGAAAUUUUCUACAAUUUUACACGCUGAAAUGAUGAUCCAGAUGAUUACAAUAA
Messenger RNA from Elaeis guineensis (African oil palm), 999 nucleotides. The record is from RefSeq and is a predicted model, not a curated record. NCBI's taxonomy places the organism in Eukaryota, Viridiplantae, Streptophyta, Magnoliopsida, Arecales, Arecaceae.